GCCCACCGGAAAGGGAGGGGCCACGCGCUCCAAGUCCCUUGCGCCGCUCUCACGUCAGCAGUAGAGGGCGGAAGCGCAGACUCCAGGAUGCGGUUCCUGGUUGCGUUGCUCCUGCUGAAUGUCGCAGUGGCGAGAACUGAGUCGCCGCCUGCUCCUACGACACACGCCACCCCAAGUCAAGAUAAUCCUCCGGCUCAGCCUUCUGUAGAAAAAGACUCCAGUCAGACCCCCACGCCCCCGCCUCCUGAGAAAAAAGCGUCUUCUAAGCAGGAAGAGCCUGGCGGGCAGACCGCGCAGAGGCAGUCGUCCCCUAACGUAGGCCCGGAGACUCUGGUGGAGCCGACUGCGGCAGCAGUUGCCAGUUCGGCGGGAUCUGGACAGCAGGUUACCUCCGCAAGAGAGCCGGUUGGUCCCAAAAAUCAGCCCGAGAAAGCACAAACCACGUCAACUGGGACUGCACAGCAGCCCCCGCCAACCGACCCCAAACAGGAGGAGCCUGAGCAGAAGCCCGCAAAAGAUGAUCCAAAGAAGUCCACAAAAGCUAAUUCGGACAAGCCCAUCUCCAAACCCUCCUCAGAUAAGGAGACUCCUAAGAUUGACAAAACCGACUUGGCUGAACAAGGACAGAAACCAACGCUUACUUCCAAAACUGAAUCUGGGGAGAGACCGGCGGGGGACUCCGACUUCUCUUUAAAGCCAGAGGUAGGAGACAAGUCUUCAGAGCCUACUGAAGAUGUGGAAACCAAGGAGACUGAUGAGGGUGAUACAGAGCCAGAAGAGGGCUCACCACUUGAAGAAGAGAAUGAAAAGGUGUUGGACCCUUCCUCCAGUGAGAACCGAGAGGGGUCACUUACAGAUUCUAUGAAUGGGGAGAAGGAUGACUCUUAUAAGGACAAUUCUGGAAACACCAGUGCAGAAAGCAGCCAUUUCUUUGCAUAUCUGGUGACUGCAGCUGUUCUUGUUGCUGUCCUCUAUAUUGCUUACCACAACAAACGGAAGAUUAUUGCUUUUGCCCUAGAAGGAAAAAGAUCCAAAGUCACUCGGAGGCCAAAGGCCAGUGACUACCAGCGUUUGAACUUAAAGCUUUGAUUGUUUUCUUGUCUGCAAGAACCUUGUCCUCCCUGCUGAUUUGUUUCCGAAUCAAGAGAAUGAAAAGACUGACCUCCUCUGGGGUCUGGUGGCAAGUCUGGGCUGGCAGAGACGGGAUUGCUUCAGGUUUUGCACCUGCACUUUGGUGACAUUGUAUUCUGGUGAUGUCUUAUUUACUUUUGUGUUCCCUUUUGCUGAUGUGUUCCAUCAUCCUUUCUUUCUUGGAGUGUGAGGAGGGAACAUGUGGAAACGUGGCUGUGAACAAAGGAAGACCCCACCCUAGGCAGGCCACACGAUGGACCACCCUCCCAUAGCCUUUUUAUCUUUGCAGCUCUAGGAGGGAACUGCAGGGAGGUGCUUUCUAGACAAGGUCUAGAAGGUGAGAUGCUUAUGGGCAGAGGGCUUUGAACACUUAUUCUCUACAGAGGCCUCAGCUGCAAAGCAGAGUAGCAACUUUAAAGAGUGUUAAAGUCUGAUCCAUCUGACAGUCUGGAUAUUUUUCUGAAAGUUUGCACUCUUUGGUUGUACUAGCGUAGAAGGGAACUUGGGGUUUCUGAAAGUAAAAACACUGUUCCAUGGGCUUUCGCUUUGUUUUGCUUAAUAAGGUGAUGAUCAUUGAACCAGUAUGUUCUUGCAUACAGUCACCCCAAUAGGAAGGCACUCCUUGGAAAGGGGCAGGUUCAUGCUUUGUGGAAGGAAAUACAUAGAAGGGAUUUGGUCUGCAUGAAAGAGGGUUUCCACAAACUCCAUUUCCUUUAUUGCCCACAGCAGAUAGAUAGAUAUUUAGGAACUAACUACACUCUCCACAUUUUUCCUUGCUCGGUUUAAUGGUCCUCCCAUCCAAGAUGCCAAGUUAAUGAGUAAAAUCGUUUCUCUCCUGUGACACCUCGUCAUGAAACUGUAAGAAACCAAGCAGGUUCCCUGAUGUAACUGAGGAUGUCUUGGAUUAUGCUGUCUGAAGUUUUAUUCCAGUCUAUAUGGUCAUGCCUAAAGAAAGAAGAGUCUCAGCUAAUCUCAGGGAUGUGGAAAGAAUGGCAAGAGGGAAAAUACGAUGGGAGAAGUCAGUCUGAAGAAGAAACAGUCUGGGAUUCUUUCCCUGUGCUGACUGCAGCUUGUGCUUGAAGUAGAAGUUUGUAUUCUUGGCAGGUUGCCUUCUGGAAAUAAGAUCGUUGCUACCAUUCUCUCAGCUGCGCACAAGUCUACUAUUAACUUUCCAAGCUGAGGAAGCCUUUCUCAGUCUCCUUCAGCUUUCCCUAGCAUCUCUUUAGCUCCCCCUUCCCGUUUUCUCUUCCUCUUUAGACCUGUUUGUGCGCCUCUGCAGGCUUCCCUCCAGCCUGUCUGCACGCCCGUACUUAUCCUGUCCUGGUUGCUCUUGCUUCCAUCCCUUGCUUCCUCCUCCUGACAUUAGACUCGCCUUGGUCUGUUUUCCUCCUGUCUCUCAAGGUUACUCAGUUCACAGAGCUCCAAAUUUAACAGCUCAGUCUCACCUUGUUCUUACACUUGGGAAUAGUGGAUGCUGGGGUCCAUGCAUGUUGACAGUUUGGGUGUCUCUCGCAAAUUUGGCCUUAUGGUGGGAAGGGAGUAGGGUGCCCAAAGCCAGGUCUCUAUUGCUUUGACUGUCUCCUCAACAAAUCAUCCAUUUAUCCUUUCUGACUCAUCUUUAUCUUUAGGAUCUUAGGAAGCCUACUUCCCAAGAACCCACUUCUGCUCUAUGCUAAAUAACUCAGCUACAUUGUCUGGUUUUCAUCCAACCAGAAUUUCUCACUUGUACCUAUGAAGCUCCUCUACCUAUUGUUCAGUUUCUUUAAUCAUCUGAAAACUCCACACUGCAAACUAAUAACAUUUUUCUUAUCACAGAAGUCCCCCCCCUUUUUUUUUAAAGAAAGUAUCUAAAUAUACUCUUCAUUUUGUUCUCCUGACCUUUUCUCAUGCCAGUUUUGGAAACAUUGAUCUUUCCAGAAUUUGUGCACUGGUCUGAAGCUUCCUUCUGUCUGAAGUUGUAUUCUAGACUAGAUUCUUUGGCUUCAUCAUUCAGACCCACACUGCUUCUCUGCUUCUGCCCUCAUCAUGGCCUCUGUAUUCCAGCUUCUCAUGGUUGCUCUAUGAUUAGGCUUUCCCCUUCAUUUCAGCUUACCCAGGUCCUUGUGUUUUGAAGGACUCAGCUCACUUGCUUAUGUUCCUUCCUAGCUUCAACGGUGGAUUGGCUUUUCUCAUUCCAUACUGAUAGCUUUUUGUCUCCUUCAUCUUGGAACUUCAGCAUGACUAGUUCUGAUGUUGCUGUGGUCUCCCCAAGAAAACUAAGCCCUGAGAGACAGCCAUUGUCUUUGUUGUAUCUGUUUAGUGUUGUGAAAACCCCCAGGGACUUAAGGGGUCAAAUUUCUUUUUGGAGAUGUAACUGAAACCGGCGCUCCUGGCUACUGGUUCUGUGACCUUAAACUUGUUGACUUUGCUUUUGAGAGGCAAGAAGAAAGAUUGAUUUUCAGGAUCCAAGAUUGCCAGCAAGUGGACAUACACAUGAAAUGUUGCCAGAGUCUACAAAGCCUCCCCCCUGGACUGCUGACAAAUAUUUCUUGUGCUGACAGAGUACAGUGGAAUUGGUUUCACUUGAAAAGCUCCACUGUAAGGAGAUGGCUCCCACCAAAGAAAAGUCAGUUUCAGGACUGUUCUUUAAAGGUAGAAUACUUGAAGCAUAUUUUCCUAGAGUGUGUAGCUGGUGAUGGCCCAGCUGAGGCAUCCACACCAGGGGCUGGGCUGGCAUGUAGGAAGCCUCAAGCAGCACUCCUGUAGACUAUUCUGAGCUUGCUCUCCUGCUCAGCUUUUGGCUGAAGGGCAAUUUCUUAGGGAACCUACCUGUCCUUGAUGGUAAUAGUUUAUUUUCCUGCUGUGGAUUAUAGAAGCCACUUCUGGACCAAACUAAGUGUGUUACUGUGUUGUUCCCUGACAUAAACUCUUGCUAGGAAGGUUCAGUUUGGCAUUGCCGUAAGAAACCUGUGAGGAGUCAGGCGUGGUGAAGGAAGUCUUUAAACCCAGCACUCAGGAGGCAGAGGCAGGAGGAUCACUGUGAGUUUGAGGCCAACCUGGUCUAGAAUAGCAAGUUCAAGGCAGCCAGAGUUACACAGUGAGAGCCUGUCUCAAAAAACAAAAGAAAGCUGUAAAGAGAUGUUGAGGUUUAACUAGCUACAUCAGGAUGACUCGCUUCCUUUAGUUCCCUGCUCAGAUGUGACUCUCCUAAGUAUUUUAGCUUAGAAACUCUGUAGUUUUGAGAAACUCCUCAGCUUGCAUGACAUAGCAAACCAGCCAUGAAGGUGGCCUCCUCACACUGUGAUCGGAACUUAAUUCAAACCACCAUGUUAAGUACAUGAGUGACUGUGGAGAUUGUUUUCCUUGUUUGCCUACCCAUUAGUAGACUGUCACUGUUAGUCAUGUUUUGUAUUUUCACCUUUUUUGUAACUUAACGAGAAUGGUUUAAUUUUAUUUUUUUAAAGCUUAUUGUGGUAUAAUAAGUAUUUUUCAGUAUAUUUUACUGAGCUUCUGUAAAUGGCAUCUCAGUGUAGUUUCAUGUCAUUAUUGAGCAAAAACCAAAUAAACUUCAGAUAUCAAAGCA
Peromyscus californicus insignis is the source of this 4693-nucleotide messenger RNA. It is a transcript of the gene Tgoln2, whose product is annotated as trans-golgi network protein 2. Lineage: Eukaryota; Metazoa; Chordata; Mammalia; Rodentia; Cricetidae. The coding region runs from base 88 to 1089 and encodes 333 amino acids. Gene Ontology annotation, cellular component: trans-Golgi network transport vesicle; endosome; trans-Golgi network. The transcript is spliced from 4 exons. The record is from RefSeq and is a predicted model, not a curated record.